This is a messenger RNA of Setaria italica (foxtail millet), 1199 nucleotides long. Its product is annotated as peroxidase 1-like. The transcript is spliced from 2 exons. Gene Ontology annotation, molecular function: heme binding; peroxidase activity. Lineage: Eukaryota; Viridiplantae; Streptophyta; Magnoliopsida; Poales; Poaceae. The record is from RefSeq and is a predicted model, not a curated record. Bases 86 to 1039 code for a protein of 317 amino acids. Gene Ontology annotation, biological process: hydrogen peroxide catabolic process; response to oxidative stress.
CAGUUUUUUGGGCAGAACUUCUUACACACAUUCGUUUUCCUUGGUUAUUGUUGUUCCCCCAAAAGAACUCGGGAGAAAGACUAGGAUGAAGCUGGCAUGGCUGCAGCUGCUCAUGGUAGCCUUCCAGGCCACGCUCAUCACCAUGUCGUCUGCAGGUUUGCAGUAUAAUUUCUACAGCUCGUCGUGCCCGAAUGCCGAGGAGACCGUGAGGAAUGUUGUCAAUGGCAUGUUUGACGCAGACCCGACCAUGCCCGCGGCCUUCAUUCGGUUGCUCUUCCACGACUGCUUUGUCAUGGGUUGUGAUGCAUCCAUCCUCCUGGAUCCCACCGCGGCCAACGGCCAGCCGGAGAAGACGGCCAUCCCCCUGCGCGGCUACGACGCCGUGAACAAGAUCAAGGCGGCCGUGGAGUCCGUCUGCCCGAGGAAGGUGUCGUGCGCCGACAUCCUUGCCUUCGCCGCGCGCGACUCGGUGGCCAGGUCGGCCGGCUUCACCUUCCCCAUCCCGUCCGGCCGGCGCGACGGCGCCGCGUCCUCGGCGUUCUCCGUCUUCUCGAGCAUCCCGUCGCCGUUCUUCGGCGCGCAGCAGCUGGUCGACAGCUUCGCCGCCAAGAACCUGACCGUGGACGACCUGGUGGCGCUCUCCGGCGCGCACGCUAUCGGCGUCGCGCACUGCUCGGCGUUCACCAACCGGCUCCGGCCGACAGUGGACCCGUCGCUGGACCCGGCCUACGCGGCGGACCUGAACGCGACGUGCCCGAGCGGCGGCGCCGACCGGGCGGUGAACAACAGCCCGGUGGCGCCCAACACGCUGAGCAACCAGUACUACCGGAACGCGCUGGAGGGGCGGGUGCUCUUCACGUCGGACGCGGCGCUGCUCACCAGGAGCGACACGGCGGCGAGGGUGAACGCCAGCGCCGCCGACUCGACGGCGUGGAUGGUGCGGUUCGCGGCUUCGAUGGUGAGGAUGGCCGCCAUCGAGGUGCUCACCGGGGCGCAGGGGGAGGUCAGGAGGUUCUGUAACGUCACCAACAGCGGCUAAGAUGUUUUCGUAUGGCCCGAUUUACUCGGUGCGGGUGCCGUGCCUUUGGGUCGCAUGACAAGUCUCGAGUCCAACGACACAUGCACUUCGUGUUGCACACUUGCACUUCGCUUAUUUGUCUUCUACUUCAUACUCGAGUGUUUUGGAAGGACGUGGCGCU